AUGGACCAUCCACUACUGGAGAAACUGCCGCCCCAGCUGGGAAACUAUGUGCUGCAGGAGAUCCUUGGAUAUGGAACCUUUGGAAUUGUUGUUCGAUGCUUGAACACCAGGACUGGAGAAAUUGUGGCACUCAAAAUAUUUGAAAACAACAGUGAGGAUAUGGAGAGAGAACUUGGUAUCCUCCAGCAUCUGAGCAACAGCAUAGAUCCAGACAAAGUGAACAUCAUCAAAUGCUUUGAGCAUUUCCGACAUGAGGAUUAUGAGUGCAUUGCCUAUGAAGUUCUGGACCGCAGUUUCUAUGACUUCAUCAGGGAGCGUCAAAGGCCUUUUGCACUGAGCGAGUUGAGACCCAUAACUCAACAACUCCUUGUGGCCUUUGAGGCGCUGACGGAGGCACACGUGGUUCAUGCUGACAUGAAACUAGACAAUAUAAUGUUAGUUAACCACAAAGAUCAGCCUUAUAAAGUGAAGCUGAUUGACUUUGGCUGCGGAGGCUUCUUCUCCGAGCUGGAACAGGGCAUACGCAUUAUGACAGAUGGGUAUCGUGCUCCGGAGGUGACCCUAGGUGCUCCACUGUCUGGGGCAUUGGAUAUGUGGACCCUGGGCUGCUGCUUAGUAGAGGGCUUCUUGCACUGCCAACCUUUCUCCAACAUGUCUGACUAUGACAACCUAAGGACCAUCAUUCGCUUGGUAGAACAACCCAGCAAUGAGAUGCUCAACAGAAGCUUGUAUGCUGAAAAGUGCUUUCUUGAAAGUAGAUCCCAGUGGUCUUUGAAGACACCCUUUGAGUACCAGGCCUCAAACUGGAAAAAGCCUGAUAUUGGUGUGAGUCCUUUGGAUGACGCUCCAAAUCUUGAGGCCGCGAUUAUGUACGGCCAUGAAAAUAUGGACGAGGAUGUGCAGUCGGACCUGACGGCCUUUAUGGAUUUACUUAAAAAUCUGCUGCAGACGGAUCCAGAGAAGAGGAUAACUCCCAGUGAAGCACUGAGGCAUCCGUUCAUUACUAUGGAACAUUUAGUGAAUGUUGAUACUGAAUAUGUCACUAUUGCCCGUGAAUUGAUGUCGGUGACUCUCAACACCUCAGCUUCUGCUCUGACAGAAAACAAAGAAAAUGUAAAUGCAGAUCAGCCUCCACAGCUCUCUGCUGCUGUAGCGGAGAGAUCUGGCCCAUCUUUUGGAAAUCACAUCGAGAUAUCUCCUGAAGAGAAGGUGAACGAGGCUCCCCCGGAGCUAAAGGACUGCAUUGGUAUUGAAGAAAAAGUUAUUCUCCCAAAAGACGUGGUUAUCUGCCCUGAACACGAUGAGGAGCAGCUCAACUCAUGUUCCAUUGAGGUCGACCAAAAAACCCAGAUUGACAAAGAGCCAGAACAUGUUCUCGAACAUGUCGAGAUUGAAAUAGCAGACUAUUCUGAAGAUGACACUAAUGAGCCAUCGAACAGCACCUCCUGUUGGUCAGCUGUGAGAACUCUCUGCUUUGGAGUACAAACUGGUGGUGUGUUUCAUCCACAGCUCUUCUUCCACGACAACAAUCAGUUGAGCAUCCAUUUUGGGAGGAUGAAUGGCAGCUCUCUGGUGAACUUCAUUGAUAUCAAACAGCCGUUGGAGGCGGAGACGGUCACUAUGGAAGUCAUUUCAGACUUGACAGCUGCCGAAACUGUGAUCAAAGAAAGUUAUUCCCACAUCUCCACAUCCUCAACCUGCGGCAUUCGCCUGAAAAUGACUUUAGACAUGGCGACAAGAGUCAGCAACACAGAUGUGGACUUUAUUGUGAACUCUGACCAAUCUGCAACUCUUUAUUUGGGUGGAGGCAUUUUAGCAGUGGAUCUAACGGGCUGCCAGCACCAAGACCAGAGUUACUGGAUGAACGCCAAGGUCACUGACCUCUGUUUGGAGCAAACCUGCCUCUCCACGGGGCUGUGGAGCGCUCCGGCCCCUACCUGCUUGGACAGUGAAAGCUGUUUUGGAGACAACUUGUGUGGAAUGGAGACCACGUGUGUGGCAUUUGGGAACAGCAUGGUGGACUUUACCCAAAUGAGCAACCAGAUCUCAAACUUCUGUAAUAACACACUGCUGCUGUCGCCCGAUUUCACGGUGACGGGUUCUUACGCAUCACGCCGAAACACUGAGGUGCCAUUUCUACAGAGCGUCAAUCUGACAACGACAGGAUACGUGACGCUAAAACACGGAGGAGUGGUGCUGACGAAACAGGAGAACGGUGAGGAGGUGGAGGUGGACUUGAGCUCGUCUGUGGUGACUCUGUACGGUGUGGAGCUCUCCAAAAGCCCCCGCGGAGUGAGCGCUACUUUCACUGAUUCAACCCUACGCUCCUUCACUGUACUGUACGACGGGACUCUGCUGUCUAUCAACAUGAAGGCACCACGCUAUUCGAGUCUAGUGAGCGGCCUCUGCCAAGGCUUUGCUCCACCCGGGAGCAAUAUUGACUGGAAUCUGUCUGAAGACAACUGUGACGUCGUCGUCCCAGACUCAGACAAAGACGACAUCGACUGUGACGCGGUGACAGAGAGGUGCAGUGCAGAGCUCACGUCUCUGAAGGAUGCCUUCGGAUGCCACUUCUCCAUAGCUCCUUUUGUGGACAGCUGCUCCAGAGACCUGCUGUGUUUGUACCCGGAGGAGGACGGUCUGCUCUGCGCCGUGAAAGACGCCUUUGCCACGACGUGCGGCUUUGGCGACGAGUGGAGGAGCGCCGCAAACUGUGCACUGUCCCCCUGUGUGGACCACGCCUGUGCUGACCAUGAGUUCUGUGCCAUUAACGCCGUGGGUGAUCCGGCAUGUUUCUGCCAGGAUAUUGUGGCCACGCCCUACAGGACUGCCGGCACUUACGGUGAUGUGAGCUGUGACUCCGCCUCUGUCUCCGCCUCCCUCCUAACCUGUUUUCUGGAGGAGAAGGGGGUGGAGCCUUCCACUGUGCACCUUCUGGACCCCAGCUGCACCUCAGUGUCCCAGGACCAGAGCAAGAGCCUCCGCUUAGACUUCAGCUCCACCAACCUGUGUGGAGGCACCAUCAACGACACUACAGAUCAGGUCGUCUUCUCCAACAUCAUCUCAAACACUGUGAAUAGCUCUGCGGAUGUCGUCAUGUACCAGAACCCACUGUCCAUUCACUUGUCCUGUGCCUACAAACCCACGAUCACUACGGCAACCAUCACCAUCUCAGACGGCUCUGUGACCCUGGUCUACCCCGCUGGAGAGUUCCUGUACAACAUCACCAUUAGCCUGUUCACAGACGAGGACCUCUCGAUGGCCGUGGGGCAGGACACUACUCUGUUACUGAACCAGAAGCUGUGGGUGCAGCUGGAGGCUGAGGGCGUGGGGGGCUCGGACCUGGCUCUGUUCAUCCAGGACAGCUGGGCCACACCCUCAACGGAACCCACGGACAGCCCCCGUCAUGACAUCAUCACACAGGGAUGUGAGAACUCUGAAGACUCCGUGGACAUCAUCUCGAACGGCGUGUCACUGACUUCAGUCUUUGCCUUUCGCCUGUUUGAGUUCAUUGAAGCGCCCUCUGCUGGUCUCAGUCUGCACUGUCAGCUCAGGCUGUGCAUCGUCGGCAGCAGCUGCACCAUGCCCACGUGUGCGUAA
Messenger RNA from Knipowitschia caucasica, 3600 nucleotides. NCBI's taxonomy places the organism in Eukaryota, Metazoa, Chordata, Actinopteri, Gobiiformes, Gobiidae. The record is from the annotation of a GenBank genome assembly.